Messenger RNA from Bolinopsis microptera, 1601 nucleotides. RefSeq names its product adenosine 3'-phospho 5'-phosphosulfate transporter 1-like. The record is from RefSeq and is a predicted model, not a curated record. Lineage: Eukaryota; Metazoa; Ctenophora; Tentaculata; Lobata; Bolinopsidae. The transcript has 10 exons. The coding region runs from base 44 to 1312 and encodes 422 amino acids. Gene Ontology annotation, biological process: transmembrane transport. Gene Ontology annotation, molecular function: 3'-phosphoadenosine 5'-phosphosulfate transmembrane transporter activity. Gene Ontology annotation, cellular component: endoplasmic reticulum membrane; Golgi membrane.
UUCAACACUACUAUAUAACAAAUAAUCUGAGAUUCCAUCAGCUAUGUUAUCAUGGUUGUGUUACUGGACACUGCUGACCUUAGUAAGUUGUGAUCUCAGUGGAAAUGAAGCGCUCAACACUGAGAUCGAGGCUCAUAAGUUCCUUCCAGAGUGGUUUCUCUCCCUUAUUCAGAACCUGUUCACAUACAGCCUGGUUAUCGUGCCGGGAGCACUUGCCAUUCGCUGGAUAAAACAGACCAAUUACAUCGAGAAAAUCAAUCCAGGUGGGUGGCAAUAUAAACUGAUUCUGACUUGUGUUCAUGGAAAGCAGGACUUAGUGGAUGCAGAUGAUCUGGGAGAGAAAGGACCGGAUGGUCAGCCUAAAGAGAAAUCGAGUGGAGGACCAAGAAAACUUCUCAUUUGUGUUAUUGGAUUGCAGUGCUCUUAUCUAAUGUGGGGAUAUCUACAAGAGAAGAUAAUGACAUCAACCUACGGAGAUCUCAAGUUUCAGGACUCUCAGUUCCUCGUUUUUAUGAACAGAAUCCUGGCUCUGUCCAUGGUGUUUGGGUAUAUCAGCUUGGUUAAACAACCUACCCACAAGACACCACUCUACAAGUAUUCCUUCUCCUCCUUCUCUAAUAUUAUGAGUAGUUGGUGUCAGUAUGAAGCUCUUAAAUAUGUCUCUUUUCCUACACAGGUGAUAUGUAAAGCCAGCAAAACGCUCGCAGUUAUUCUGAUGGGUAAGGUAGUUUCGCGCAAGAAGUACCCCGCUUACGAGUACGUGUGCGCGGCGCUCAUAUUCGUCGGUGUCAGUGUCUUCCUAUUGUGGAACCCUCAGGAGACUUCAAAGAAUUAUACCAAGGAAACUACGCUCUCAGGGUUAUUCAUCUUGCUGGGGUACAUAGUGUUUGACAGUUUCACUUCAAACUGGCAGGGAGAACUCUACUCUUCUUACAAGAUGUCAUCUUACCAAUGCAUGUUGGGUACGAACAUCUUCUCCUCUCUUUUCACCGGAGUUUCCCUUCUGAUGGAAGGAAUGUUGUUCUCUAAUCUCCUCCUCUGUCUCCAACACACCAAUCUUGCCUAUGAUGUAAUCGGAAUGAGCAUCUUCUCUAUGACCGGUCAAUUCUUCAUAUUCUACUGUAUCGAGACAUUUGGACCUGUUGUAUUCACCAUUAUCAUGGCGUGUCGACAAGUCCUCAGCAUUAUUGUCAGCUGCUUCAUGUUCGGACACCCUCUGACAGCCCAGUCAUUCCUGGGCGCUCUUAUCGUCUUCAUUGCUAUAUUCCUGCGCAUCUACGCGAAGCAAAGAUCAACCAGAGCGUCUAAGUAAUUAAAUCUGAUCCCGAAAGUGAAUCGGAAGACAAUGCCAGCAGCACUGUUAAAAGCACUAUUGACAAACUAGUCACUAAUUGCUAUUAUAAGAUGUGAUAUUUUAUACUAGUGCUAAGCUAAAAGAAAGUUCGGUAAUGACAUUUCAAAAUAGUUUAAUGUAUAUUAGAAUCCUGUUUAAGUUAUUUUCAAGAAUUGAAUUAUAGAUGUGAUCAAUUUCGCCGCUAAUAUAAACGUUUUCACUGUUAUUUGGUAAUCUAUUUGCAGUUUAAAGUUGACAUUAAACAGAA